Porites lobata is the source of this 10745-nucleotide messenger RNA. Lineage: Eukaryota; Metazoa; Cnidaria; Anthozoa; Scleractinia; Poritidae. The record is from the annotation of a GenBank genome assembly.
UCGCAGAGAGUUGUUUAGGUCAAUAUCAACAACAUUGUGCGCGUAAACUAUAUCAUUUCGCUUAGUGCUGUUAAGUUUUAUCUGCUCCAAUACGGGCCAUCUGCUUUAAAACUUCAAACAGGCUUGGAAAUUGCUUUUAACGUGCGCUUAAAUGGAGAGGACACUUCUUAUGUUUUUAGUAGGUAAGUUCGUAAUUACAUAACAUCAAAAAUACUGGUGAGUCGGUUUCUUUUUUAAGCAAGUUGGAUAACUACUUUAACUUAUUUUAGCUAAAAAGGUUUUACAUUUAAUUACACAAAGCGAAGAACCGCGUAGAAAAGCGGCGAUAAUUCGUCUUUAGCUGACGAAACUAUUUGCAAAGCUGAACACAUCUACAUAAAUCACAAAGAUCUAACGCGAUUAGGUAAUUUUUGUGCUCCGAAGUGGGCGAUUUUAAGUGAAAGGUUUGAGGUAAAUGUGAUCAAUUCCCUCGAUUGCAAGCGAACAGCCGAAAACUUGGAUAGCUAAAUUUCUCUUAAACUACGUACUGGGCAAACAAAAUCCAAUAGACGUGCCACCACUACCACAAGCAGACCAUUCAUUUGCGAAACUCUCUUGAAACUGUGUUCGUCACAAAUGACCGCACCCGCAAGAUUACGGACCUUAAGAUACUCUGGACGCGGCCGAGGAGGACGUCAACCGGAAGUGAAAUGUUCAAUUCUUGGAACUAAUUAGCAUAAUGCCACAGCGUCGACCUGGAGUCGCGACGGUGAAAACUAGAAGUUGGACCGCCUCGUAAAACGGUGAGUUGGUUUUCUUGUUUUCAGUGCAGAAAUUGCUUUUCGUACAGGAUUUUCGAUUCAUUUUACUUCAAGAGACACAUUUAAGUGUUUUAGUGUGGUGCUCUCCCAAGAUUGACUCUUAUUUUUUUGCUAUCAAGCCUUUUGGGUUCAGUGUUUUGGCGGCAACUGAGAAUGAAAGCGCUGAGUCUUUCGACACAAAUGUAACACUAUAGCUGCUUGUUUUUAAGGAGACGACGUUCUCGGUUUAGGAUAGUAUUUGAAAAAUUUAAGAGACGAGAAGUCGAAUAAAAAUUGUUGGAAAACAAAAAUCUAGGCUUGUAAUAAACUUAAACAUGUCAGAGAAAAUUGAGAUCUUGAACAAGACGCCAUGGUUCAUUUAUUAACUUUUAUAAUUUUAUUUUGUUCACUUUCAGUUCAGCGAUGGAGCGGUCUGAAGAUCAAAAUCUCGCCUUAGUACGGGAAGUUCUCAUAACAGAACCAUAUCGUUUUAAGGCAAGAUCUAGAACAACGGAAAGCGAAAAAGUCCGGCAACAAAUAGCUGAAAACCUGAACUCCGACAAUCGGCUCCUGACUCCGAUCAUACCCUUAAGUUUCCCUCGAAGAAAUUUUUUUUUUUUUUUUUAGAGAAACUGGAGUCAUAGCCGGCAGCACAAAUUUUUCUUCCAAUAAAAGAUCGUUAAGGUAUCAAUCAAGCAAGACUUCACGAGUUUUUCUAAAAGACGUCAUGGAAUUAAAACACGAACGCAUUACUCUAUCCUCUCCCGUCAGGCGAGCACUCCACUCAACCUGCUGAAUCUUAAUUUGUUUUUCCCGCGAAGGUGGCGGCGUCCUCGCUCCAGGCUUUCUCCGUUCUCUUUACCGCCGCGUCCAGGGUAUCUUAAGGUCCCUAUUAAGAGACUCGACAGUUUCUUUUGUGAUCCACCGGUAUCAACCUACCAGUCAGUCAACAUUUGAAAGUAUAACUGACAUUUUUUUUUAAACUUAAUAUAGUAAAAAUCACGGAUAAAAAACGACUUUUCGACCGAUCUUCGGUCAUUUUCAAGUGCGAAAAAAAUUAAAAGAAUAUCUUUGUAAAAUGUAAAAAAAUGUUAAGAACUAUAAAAAAAUUUUGUUAUCGAAUUUAAUGUCACUCUACAUAACGUGGAAUUAGUGGCUCGUUAACUUUAAUGAGAUGAGCCUCAAAAAAAGAAAUUAUCUAAGAAUAUUUUAUCGGAGUUUUUUGCUAAUUAACAACAUAUACAAAGUUUUCCGCUAAAAGUGCUCGUAAGCGAAUGCCCUUGAUAAGUUCUCUACGUGGUCACUUACGAAGGCCCAUUGUCGUUAACGACCAGCUAGAUCUGGUUGCGACUCUUGGGUGCGACAACUUUUAUGGAUUCCCCAGGUGGAGAGCUUUGACUGUAAUUUGUGACAAACCAAUUUUCGCUUAAGGUGUGUUCAGUUUGAAAUGCUCAGUUUGAAUCGAAGUGUUUAGAUUUCGACAUUUCGUGAUGUGAGUGAUAAAAAGGCGUGAAGAAUUAAAUCUUCUCUCUGGGAGCUGUUAAGCCUAAUAGUGUAAGAAAUGUAUUACGUCACGGUUAGCACGUCGCAUAUUGUCCGCAUCGUGGCGAUCUUAGUAGCAUUAGCCCGUACUCAAUCUUCUUGGUAAUUUUACAAUUCUUUUCGCGCCCAGUCUGGUUCUCACCUUUAUUGCUUCGCCCAUCUCUCAAGGCCGGUUGAUUUUGACUUUGCGUAAAUUUAGUUUCAUUCUUUUCUUCUUUAUUUAUAUCAAGUUUGGUUUUAAUUAGUAUUGUUAGUUUGUUAAAAUAUGCGGAUGUUUCUUGUAAUUUAAUUCUCGGCGUCGCCAUGCGUAAUCGUUACUGUUAAUUUUCGUUAGAUUAAGGCAUAUUGUUGUUAGAUUCUUUAUAUUUCGUCCAUGUAAAACAGUUAUUGCAUCUUUAUCGUACAUGUCAGAUCUCGUAAAUAAUAUAUUCCGUAUACUUUAGCUUGUAUCCUAAUCGACUUACUGUACAUUUAGUUAUCUUUUUGGUAAAGUUUUUCAGUAUUUUUUUUUGUGUUUUUGAAUUAAGAAAAUCCUUGGUAAAAUUGGUUUCUCGUGAUACUGUCAAGGGUUAUAAAGACAAAUUCGAAACUGUACCUGGCGAGUAAUCUACUGUGGUGAUGCUUUCUUUUUUAUUACAAGAGCCCUUUCGCUGCGAAUUACGAUUCAUCUUCAGUGUGAUUCAAUGAUCACUUACUUUUCCGGUCACGUGCACCGUUUUCAAAGUAAUUGGACUCUUGCCUGGACCUUUCACAGGUGCAGGCAUCCCACGUUGGCGAGUGAGAAUCGUUUGGACGGAAACUGAAUUUUAGUCAUCUUCUUUCAGAGGACCGUCAAUCUACGCCUCUCGCUAUUGGCAGGAAAGCCAAUAAUACGGACCGCAGCUCCUAGUAAAUCCUUUGCAAAAAUAAAUAGCAGACGUUUGACUAGAAUCAAACUGUUUCUAUUGCGCUGCUUCUAAACCCUGCCCGCAGGCCAAUUAGCGCUAGCUUGGAGGGUGACCUUACAUCCGAACUCUCAGAGGAGGACUGGUGACGAGACUCAAGGACACUAACUUGAAUUUGAGGGUGUCCGAAAUAACGAAAUUUGACUGCACCUCUAAAAGCCAAUUUUUUUCCCUAGUAUUCACAGUGCUGAUUGUACAGAGCAGAGGUCAAAUUCAGUCUAUUGGAAAAUGCAACCUUACAUUCUUUACGGGUGGAGGACAGAAAUGCCAAAGAGACAUGAUCAUGGAACUGAAAAACAACAACAUGACCAAUUGCAGGUUUGUCUUUAAAUGAACAAAUAAAUAAAUAUUUAAACAAACAAACUAGUGAACCUAAAAGGUAAAAGAGUGCUACCCUAGCGUCAAUUUGCAUCGCCAAAUUAGGUUUUCAUUUUAAUCUCGCGUUCUUCUAGCGCGCGCAAUUAGAAUACUUCAUGCGUAGAGUUUGUGACGCAAAUUGCCAGCCAAGUCGUCAGAAGUUUUACUCCGGUUAAUUGGAACAUUAUCUUCUAAAAUUAUUGUGAAAUGAUAGUUUAACAAAACCACGGGCGUAGAAGAUAAUUAAGAGGACUGAAAAACACGAUGUUAAAAGAAUUUCGAAAAAACACACAUUACAUUCUUCGAGAGUUUUCGAGACUACCAUAGCUUCAGACAAACAUGGGUAAUAACUGGCGGUGUUGAGGAAAUCUUGGCUACCAUCAAGAGCCAUUAUGGCUCUUGCUACUAUAUAUGCCAUGAAAGAGAUAUUCAUCACAAAAGCCGAGGAUUUCAAGUAACCUCAACGACCUUCACGCAACAAAACGCCAGCCUAGGUUGUUGUAAGAAAGCAAUGAGCGAGGAAGGAAUUGUGGUAAAAAUCCGGUGGCAUUGUGGCUAAAAAUCCACAUGCAUCGUGGGUAGAAAUCGAAAACUUUUUUCCCUGUACAGAGUAGGUCUGCUGCCUUGCUCGCUCGCUUCAGACUCGCUUGAGCGGCAGCAAUAAAUAAAGAAAUAAAUAGUUACUUAUUUAUUGACUCCCUUAAUGAGUGAUUUUCAAGAAUCAGCGAAACAAAUAAUUCAAAUGGAACAUAACAACGUUAAGAGCACCAACGCGUAGUAUUAAGGCCGAACCAUGCUUGAUUUGGCUACUUUACAAGCGUGGCCAGGGAUUUGAACUGGGGAAUACCGCAACAAGUCCAGCCGCGGUCAGGGAGGGACUUGAACUCGGGGAGUACGGAUUACAAGUCCACAUCCAGCAGGGUAUGGUUUUUAGGAUUGUGAGUCUUAACAGUUAUACCGUUUCACUAUGUAGCGUGUUGAACAGGGUGUCAUUUUGGACCUUAAACAUUUAAAAGAGUGUGAAGGGUAAAGACGAGCGGUCUAUAUGUGUGCUACCAACAAUUCUUUUACACAAAACAUCUAAUUGGUUUGAUUUUAUCCCAUUCUCUUUUGAUUUUGUAUGCAAAAUAAUGUGAUUCGAUUUGAUAAAAAAGUCUCGUCUGAAAAAGGUUAGCAAAAUUAGCAUUUUUUUUCUCAAAUAGGAUCAGGCUUUGAGGACUUAGCGUCUACCCAAAGUUCCCGUAAGUGCUCCCCCGGGGCCUUAAAUACUGACGCAACAUCCGAUUCAGAUCACCUUUGUUCCAGCGAAUAUGGAAAUGAAAAUACCUGCCUUCAGCAAUCAUGUAAACAUGUGUGUGAAAAACGAGGCGCUUUUGAAAAAGGUCAGGGUUUGAAGGUCUUGGCAGCGCAAUCCUGGCACACCUCUACCCAAACUUCCCUUAAGUGCCUACAGCAAUCAUGUAAACAUGUGUGUGAAAAACGAGGCGCUUUUGAAAAAGGUCAGGGUUUGAAGGUCUUGGCAGCGCAAUCCUGGCACACCUCUACCCAAACUUCCCUUAAGUGCCUACAGCAAUCAUGUAAACAUGUGUGUGAAAAACGAGGCGCUUUUGAAAAAGGUCAGGGUUUGAAGGUCUUGGCAGCGCAAUCCCGGCACACCUCUACCCAAACUUCCUUUAAGUGCCUACAGCAAUCAUGUAAACAUGUGUGUGAAAAACGAGGCGCUUUUGAAAAAGGUCAGGGUUUGAAGGUCUUGGCAGCGCAAUCCUGGCACACCUCUACCCAAACUUCCCUUAAGUGCCUACAGCAAUCAUGUAAACAUGUGUGUGAAAAACGAGGCGCUUUUGAAAAAGGUCAGGGUUUGAAGGUCUUGGCAGCGCAACCCCGGCACACCUCUACCCAAACUUCCCUUAAGUGCCCUCCCGGACCUAAAAUACUGACGCAACAUCUGAUUCACCUUUGUAGCAGCGAAUAUGGAAAUGAAAAUACCUGCCUACAACAAUCAUGUAAACAUGUGUGUGAAAAACGAGGCGCUUUUGAAAAAGGUCAGGGUUUGAAGGUCUUGGAAGCGCAAUCCUGGCACACCUCUACCCAAACUUCCCUUAAGUGCCCCCCCGGACCUAAAAUACUGACGCAACAUCUGAUUCACCUUUGUAGCAGCGAAUAUGGAAAUGAAACUGCCUGCCUGAAUAAUCACGUGAACACUUGUGUGAAAGACGAUCCGAUUUUGAACUCUCUUCGAGGCGAGAUAUCAAAGCUGCUUGUCUUGUUGGUGUACCACUGCGGCAAUGUAAAUUCAAAUAAUGUUCAAGGUAUCAAUCAACUCAUCCUGACCACCGUCCAGUGUAACCGUGGUGCACUGAAUAGCAUUGUUAACUGCUGGGAUGACUUUCGCUCCGCAUUUGAAGCAAACAAGAGUGAUACAUCACUUUGCAGGUAAGGUGACUACCAUUUAACCAUACAUGGAGUAUUUUUUGGUGUUGCCGAAACCAUUGUUGGUUCGCGUGGGCGUUGUGUGCUCUGCAAUGUUCAAUUUCUUUUGAAUCUUUUGGAUUACGUAUUUUGGGGACUGCAUUCCGUCCGCAACCACUGCCCACCUACCCCUCCGCUAAGCCAACAAUAACACUUACGUCUCACUUAGGGCAAAAUGUUGGCUUAGGGGAGGGGUAGGUGGGUAGUUUCCCAGAAACGUAUAAUGAUCCAAAAACUCCCGCUAUAUGCGACCUUUGCACAACGUUUGUGAAUCAGCUUCCUUCUUACAUUAAGCUAUCGACUAAGCUAAGUGACUGUCGUAACAAUUUAAGAUCUUUUAAUUGUAUAAACUUAACUGAGGCCAGUUGUAAACGUAAUUAUGGUAUAUCUUAGGUUUUCUAGCUUAUUUUAUAUUCGUAAUUGUCAUGUUCUACCUGUGACAUUUCUAUGAGCUUUUAAUCAAUUAAGUGGGAUGCAGGAGGGUGCCGCUUUGAGUAUUUCUUACAUAACAUUCUCGAACGAUAUUGAUUUUUAUUGAUUUUUAAUCUUUUAAAUUAUUUUUAUUGUCAUGCGUCCGGCUCGGGUACUAGGGGCAACCCUCAGCCCACGUUAUGACACAAAUAAAUUCAUUGAUUGAUUGAAGGUUUGUGAACCCAAAAUCCAGCAGGUUGGACACGUCAAGGAUUGUUGCACAAUGCAAUACUCCUUGUAGAGGACCAUUUGAUGAGCGCAUGUAUCGAGAAAAGGGUUCAAAUCAGAGAGAGGUUGCAUAUGAAAUAAAAAAAUGACCGUAGGAUUAAGCACCAAAGUGCUUUAAUAUAGGGCUAAGCACUUUAUCAAAACGGUUUACUUUUAAGUAAUGUACAGCUCGUUAAAAAUACGCGGUAUCAGCAGUUAGCCCAUGGAUGUUGUAGUGGGCACGGAUAAAGAUCAUAAAUAAAAUGAUGAGCGCUCAAGUUGUUUUUACCCUUUUUUUUCCAUUUUAUUUUUUAUUGUAUUUAACUAAAAGCGCUAACUGUAGUUAGAUCAAGAGCUAACUCUGUUCCAUAUAUUUCUUUACUAGGAAAUAUGCAGAUGCUAAAAAGAACUGUGUAAAUAUUGCUCGACAAGCCUGCGAUGGCAUCUGCAUGUAUAUUCCUAAAGAUGAGUAUAAUCCUUUUUGCGGUAAUCACAUGGAUCCCCCUGGAACGUCGGACUUGUUUGGUAAGAGAAUAUGGCCUAGGCCAAACGUCGAACUUUUCAUAAGACGAACCAAACUCUGAUUUGGGUCGACCUAAAUUUAGUCAAGAUCGUCAGUUGGUUAAGACGUCGAACUUAGGACGCGUAGGCCAAUCAACUGAAUCAGACCAAAAAGCGAUUUAAUUUGAUAAAUUUUCUUCCGAAUGGGGCUAAAUUUAUAUUAUCAUACACAUUUUUAAUUCAUUAGUUUGAUUCUUCGCAUGUGAAGAUCGACGUUUCUCCGGGAGACGAUCUUCAAACGUUCUCUCCUUCUGAGGCAGACGGAUAGAACGUAUUGGACGAUCAAAUGUAUUCAGACGUCGAAAUUUUCAUAAACUUAACUCAACAAGUUUGAUUCGUCUCAAAAAAAAGUUCGACAUCUGGCUUGGGCCUAACCAACAUACCGUGCCAAGGGCUUGUGACAGAACAAGAAAGCGGCAGACCCAUGUUCGAUUCCCGGCUGAACUAAAAACAACUGAGGAAACAAUAUAAUACUUCCUUUAAAUUGACCUAAGCCGGAAAGUGCCCACCUCUAGUUUCUAUCUUUCUGAUGGUUUGUGAAAUGGGAGAAAGGGGGAGGGGAGGGUUUCUCGGAUAGGGUUUAAGAGUUGAAUUUGAGCUUAUCCCAGUAGGGAAGCUUUGUACACCCAGUAAAACUAUAAACACCACUGACCACCAACAAAAACAUUUUAUACAAACAAAGGAACAAACACAGACAACAACAAAACAGCUAGAUUGUUUGCGUUGCUAAGGUUAUUUCACUAAGUUAUGACAUUGUUGGGUUUAUUUUUCAGACUGCAUUCGAACUCUCGGAUGUUCAGAAAAAGUUGUUUAUGAGGAAGCAAUGAAAUGUGACAAAUUGUCCUCCAAAGACUUCGCAGGCAGCCCUCAAGAUUGCAGGUAACUAUGCGCUCAUUUAGCCGUGAGAGAAGGCUUAAAUGAGCGCACCGUCGGCCUCAGGCUUGUCAGUUGAAGUACUCUUUCGAGUUACUAAAUUCCAGGGAUAAUUAAUAUCUUUAGGGUGUGGGGGAGAGGUAAUUUGCUACAAAAAAGUUCAACAGUUCUUUCUGAACCAAAGUUUGGACCCCCCUCAGUCAAAAAUUCCUGGACGGAAAAUAAAUACCUUUACCUGAAAGAAAAUUCCCGGCCAGGAAAAAAUACAUGUUAACACAGACAAUGAUCUAUUUUCUCCUAUAUCUACAGUACGGAACUCCGGAAAAAUGCGGACUGUUUAAGAAACAACCUGAAUAGCAAAUGCCCUGCCUUGAACCAGAAAGCACAGAUCUUUGACGACUUGGAAAUUUACCUUCGUGGUAUCCUAACUUCACAGCGAUUCUUCUGCAGCAAAGCGGAAGUGAACACAGCAAUGCUUCAUAGAAGUGUACAAGAAAUUGCAAAUUGCCAACCAGCGUUUUUUACAGAAGCUGAAAAGUGCGCUGAGCCUUUCAGGAAGACUUACACAGAGGCAUCCCAAAAGAAGUCUUCUGGGGUUUGCACGUGAGUAUCUUUAAAUAACUUACGUCAGAAUAGAUAACCGACGAAACAUUGUUCCCAACAUUGUUGGAUAUUACAUGUUGCGUCCGUUUGCGUGCUGUGGCUUGUUGUUUGGAGUGGUUAAACUUUUGACCAACAACUCCCAAAAUUUCUUUUGUACCGUGAUCGCAGAAGCGAAGUGCAACAAUGUUGGAUCCGUUUUUCAGUUCUUCCAACAUUGUUGGGACCACGCACGCGCACCGCACAUGGUCUCCAUGCGUCCUUCCCACGAUGCACUGCAGGUCCCAACAUUCGCCAACAAUGUUGGGAGUUGCUGCAUCAGUUUGCACGCCACUCUGUUAACACUGACACAACAACUCCCAACGUCGUUGGCCCAACAAUGUUGGGAGUGGUUGCGUCCGUUUGCGCUUAUUCUAUUGAGUUUUAUACAUUAAGCAUCUGCAUCUACAUCUGCUGAGUUUGGUUCGAGUAUCCAGUCGGAUAUAUUAUAAUCCUUGAUUUAGAUCCCGGCCAAGAGUCCAGUCCUCCUUUUUUAUCUAGUACUUUUGUAAAGCGACCCGCCUUACUGACUCUGGCUAUUGCGCUCUGGCGGCUCACCUACCUCGUUCCCAGGGUCCUUCUUACUCGUCUCCCGCAACAACAGAAAGGAAGAGGCGGGAAGUAGGGGGGAGCCCUGGUAAAAAUGUUAGAGUAUCAGGUGCUCUUUGCUAGCCCACACACUUUGGGAACGUACCUCAUGAUCACCAGUGUUACCCUCAUAUAAUAACAUCGUAUCCAACUAGUAAAGACAGUAGUUUAAUUGGAUACGAUGUUAUUAUAUGAGGGUAACACUGGUGAUCAUGAGGUACGUUCCCAAAGUGUGUGGGCUAGCCCACACACUUUGCGAACGGACCUCAUGAUCACCAGUGUUACCCUCAUAUAAUAACAUCGUAUCCAACUAAACUACUGUCUUUACUAGUGUUAGUACGACAUGAAAAAAAAAUGGAUUAUUACCCCUAAGGGGUUAUUAUCGGCAAGAAGAUUCCAAAUGUCUCGAAGGACUGGCUUCCCUUACUUAUUUUUUAUUAAUAUAAUUGACCUCAUAAAUUAAGUCAAUACAAAAAUAUACAUUAAUAAGUUAAAAUAAAUAAUGAUAAAUUACAGAUUAAAAGGAUAUACUGAUUGAAAAAAGUGUUGAUUUUCGUUUUCAGGGCCUUUGCAGAAGCCAAAAAGUGCCUGAAUAAAGCACACAAAGAUAGCUGUUCUUUUGACGAGGAAACCCUGAAAGCAGCCACGUUUGACGACGAAAAUCCCUUUUGUGAAGACGGGAAAGAUCCAAAACAGAAGAGCGGAGCCGGUGGCGCAGGCGCAAUAGCAGCAGCAGUAUACUUGUUUUCCUUAUACAGCUUCGUAUCACAUUUGUCUUCCACCACUUCAUGAAUCAUAAGUGUAUUUUUUAAAUAUCCUUUCGCACGAGUCUUGCCUUCCUGUGUUAGCACACAACAUGUUUAGCCGAUAAUCAACAUAUACGCGAUCAAAUGAAAACCUAGCAUGUGCCAGGCUCUCAGUCAGUGUAGAUGAGCGAAGAAAGCGAAUGAGAAGCGAAAGAAAAGGUGUCACUCUCUCUCCCCAGGGCUCACGCAGUUUUUCGCACUUUUUUCGAUCAGUUUUCCGCAUUAUCUUGGAGCCUGGAACAUGCUAAUGAAAACCGCUCUUUGGGCAAGCAAAUGACAUUUUUCUGGAUUGCAGCAUGGCAGAUUCAACAUUCGGAAAACAACAUUGGAAAUGCACUUUCAGGGUAGGUGGGCCCAAAGGCCCGACGGACACACCUAAUAUGCUUGACGUUUUACAGUAUCCACAGGGCUCCCAGUCCUUUCCUGAAAGAAGUCUUUUAACUUGAGAAUCGAGACAAAUUUUGAAUGUAUUCGCUGGUAUGCAGUUUACUUAGCCAUGGCGAGGCGGG